ACGCAGAGGCAAGCAAGAUGGCGGCGGCGGCUUCUCAGGGCGGGAGAGCCGGUGGUGGCGGAGGCAGUAGUGGGGCUGGCGGUGGCUCCGGCUGCGGGACAGGCAGUAGCCGUAGCGGUUUACUGGACAAGUGGAAGAUUGACGAUAAGCCUGUAAAAAUUGACAAAUGGGAUGGAUCAGCUGUGAAAAAUUCUUUGGAUGAUUCUGCCAAAAAGGUACUUCUGGAAAAGUACAAGUAUGUGGAGAAUUUUGGUCUAAUUGAUGGUCGCCUCAUCAUCUGUACCAUCUCCUGUUUCUUUGCCAUCGUGGCUUUGAUUUGGGAUUAUAUGCAUCCCUUCCCAGAGUCCAAACCUGUUCUGGCCUUGUGUGUUAUAUCCUAUUUUGUGAUGAUGGGGAUCCUGACCAUUUAUACUUCGUAUAAGGAGAAGAGCAUUUUUCUCGUGGCACACAGGAAAGAUCCUACAGGCAUGGAUCCUGAUGAUAUCUGGCAACUGUCGUCCAGUCUCAAAAGGUUCGAUGAUAAAUACACUCUGAAACUGACCUUCAUCAGUGGAAGAACAAAGCAGCAACGGGAAGCGGAGUUCACCAAGUCCAUUGCUAAGUUUUUUGAUCACAGCGGGACUCUGGUCAUGGACGCAUAUGAGCCUGAGAUAUCAAGACUCCAUGACAGUCUUGCCACAGAAAGAAAAAUAAAAUAGCUGCUUCUAAAAGCAGCUGUCUUUUGGCUGGAUCUUGCCAAAUUAAGGGGUGAAGGAGAAAGAAACCGAGAACUUAAUAUGGAUAAAGUAAGAAAUGUUAAAAAUGUCCCUGUUUUGUCUUGAAAUUUUAGUCCAUUCUGGAUAAGUAGAAACUUCUAGCUCAGAUAUGAGAAGUUGUAGCUCUGAUAUCUAGCUAUAGCCUCUUUGGUCUGCUGAUUGCAUUGUUUUGAUUUGCUCUUCUGGAAAAGCAUUUUUGCUAAAAACCAUACAGACUUCCUCCUUCAUACCUAGCAGUACUUUAUAGAGUAUAGCUUUGUGCCAUGCAGCAUUUGAAGACUCAGUUUUUAAAAUUGUUAACCUCUUGCUGACCUUUUUAUGUUAAUUCCUGUUUAAACAGCUGUUUCCCUUAAUUCAGGAUACAACUUCUUAUGUAUGACAGUUUCCUUUCACACACCAUUUUUGUGGGUGUGUAUAUAUCUGACUUGGGGAGAAUUGGGGGAAAAAACAUAGCUUUUUAAUUUGUUUAAGAGACUUUCUGCCUGUUACGUUUUGUGCUUUUAACUAAUUAAAGAAGCCAAUGGCA
This is a messenger RNA of Budorcas taxicolor (takin), 1281 nucleotides long. RefSeq names its product signal peptidase complex subunit 2 (gene SPCS2). The transcript has 5 exons. The record is from RefSeq and is a predicted model, not a curated record. Gene Ontology annotation, biological process: protein targeting to ER. Gene Ontology annotation, cellular component: membrane; signal peptidase complex. Lineage: Eukaryota; Metazoa; Chordata; Mammalia; Artiodactyla; Bovidae. Bases 18 to 698 code for a protein of 226 amino acids.